Prunus avium (sweet cherry) is the source of this 1288-nucleotide messenger RNA. Its product is annotated as RNA-binding (RRM/RBD/RNP motifs) family protein. Gene Ontology annotation, cellular component: chloroplast thylakoid membrane. Lineage: Eukaryota; Viridiplantae; Streptophyta; Magnoliopsida; Rosales; Rosaceae. Gene Ontology annotation, biological process: chloroplast rRNA processing. The record is from RefSeq and is a predicted model, not a curated record. Gene Ontology annotation, molecular function: mRNA binding.
UCCCUGCAAGAUAAAAUGCACUAUCCACUGUCCACCCGGACCACCCAUUAUCCAGUUUCUCCUCUCUGCACAGAAUAUUCAAAACAAUGGCGGCAUUUGAAGCUGCACUGUCUGUCUCCUCCCUCUACUCCUCUUCUUUUUCUUCUCAUUCCUCUAAAUUCUUCGCAUCCCCCAAACCAUCCACCUCCCUGAAGCUUCAUAUUUCCAAUUCUAUCCCUCCUAUUUCCCGCAAUUUUCUGUAUUCUUCUCCCCCAUGCAUCCUCAACAACCCCACAACAAGAAAACCCUUCUUUGAGCUGAUCUGCUCUGCGGUAAAGGAGGUUACAGCUGAAGAAGAAGCAGUAGGAGAUGAAGCAGUAGAAGAAGAAGCAGGGGAAACCCAAACGCCAAACCUGAAGAGAAAGCUCUACGUUGUGAAUUUGCCUUGGUCUCUCACUGUGGUGGAUAUCAAGAACCUCUUUGGCGAAUGUGGGACUGUUACAGAUGUUGAGAUUAUAAAGCAACCAAAUGGAAAGAGCAGAGGCUUUGCCUUUGUGACAAUGGCUUCUGGGGAAGAAGCUCAGGCUGUCAUUGAAAAGUUUCACUCUCAUGAGGUAUUGGAUAGGACUAUCAGAGUAGAGUUUGCAAAGCAAUUUAAGAAACCUUCUCCACCUCCUCCCAACCCCCAAAUUGUGGAGACGCGCUAUAAGCUUUACGUCUCUAAUUUGGGAUGGAAAAUAAGAUCAAGCCAUCUCAGAGAUUUUGUCUCAGAAAAUUUUAAAGUUCCUGUCUCAGCCAGGGUUGUCUUUAGUGGCCCCUCCGGGAAAUCUGGUGGAUAUGGAUUUCUUUCUUUUGCUUCAAAGGAGGAAGCAGAGUCUGCAAUUUCUUCUUUGAAUGGGAAGGAAUUGAUGGGCCGGCCGCUAAAUCUAAAAUUUAGUGAGAAAAAUGUCAGCGACUCUGGAAGCCAAAAGGAUGAGGAAGAAAAAUUUGAGGGUCAACCAGAAGAGUUGUAAGUCCACAGACAGUCUUUAACCAAAUUGAUCUAUUUUUAUUGCAGAUUAUAAGUGGAAUCUUGGGAAAGCAGAAAUUUUGACCUCAACCACCCAUGUAGAGAGGGAUGGUGUCCUCCUGUUGUCUGUAAAUUUGCAUUAGUGUCUCCUUUUGUUAUUUAUCUUUUCAGUUCUUAGAGCAGUUGUUGUUUUCUGUGUCUUGCUAAAACAACUGUUGACAUACAUAUUACUGUAUUGUUCCAGAUAGAGAGAGCAAUUAUUUAUUCUAUAUGAUUAUUCAAUGGAAGCCUCUUUUACAA